Thlaspi arvense is the source of this 1340-nucleotide messenger RNA. The record is from the annotation of a GenBank genome assembly. Lineage: Eukaryota; Viridiplantae; Streptophyta; Magnoliopsida; Brassicales; Brassicaceae.
GUCCUAUUCCUAGGGCAUAUAAUAUGAAUAUUAAAUUAGAAGAGAGGAAAACAUUUAUCUGGGCUUUGUGGGCUUUAGUUAUCCGAUUAUCAAAACCUUACUCCGUUUCUUUAAAGGAUCCAACAACACAGACCGACAGACGGUACGAAAAUAGCCGUUGUAAAAAAAUAGCCGUCAUCAACGGUAAGAAAAUAGCCGUCAUCAACGGCUAUAUCGAUGGUUUCGUAUUAUGCUUCAUCUUCAGAGCCCGCACAGAUUCGAGGAAAGACUGUAAUCGGCAUGAGAUAGUAAACAAUCAGAGCCCUGGAGAUGUCCCUGGAAAUGUCCUGCUGGUUACCUUCGAGGGAGUGGAAUCUCACGGAGUGAGCAUCGAUGUGAUCCAUCUGACAUACUAUUCCAAUUACAAUAUACCAACAUUAAUGAAAUAUGCUCGAAUCACAGAUGUUGAUGCCUCUUUAUUAAAAUCUUUCGGGAGAGAGUUUGGAAAUAGUAUCGUCAUGUUGGCUGAUGAUCGAAUCCAUAGUGAUUCAAGAUGGUUUCUUGAAAUGGUCCUACAUGAAAUUAUACAUGCACCCUCUUGUUCUCUUUCUUUUUCAACUCCUUCUAUGGCUCUAUCUCUUCUUUCUAUGGCUUGUGCUACCUUUUCAAUUAAGCGUUUUUCAACGCCUUCUUAUCAGUCUUGGUCACGUCUUCUAAGUUAUUUAGUAGUUUUCUCCAAGCCAUUAUGGUUAGGAUUACAAGGGAGGUUACAUGUACUACUGAGUCUAGGCAAAAGACCACGAAUACACUUGUUGACUUGGAGUUUUCUAGAAGUAUUCAUAAUCCGGUUCCUGCCUUCAACUUUUCAAGGCCAAAUUCUUGAAGUAGAAGAUGAUGAUUUUAUUUAUAAAUGUGAUGAAGAAGAUGUGGUUGAUCAGAUUCUUGAUGCUAGAGAAGGCGAGGAGGACCAAGAUAUUGACAUUUUUGAUGUUGUGAACAUGGAGAAGAGUUUUGAGUUUAUGCCAAUAUUUCAAGAAAAUAAAAAUUCUUUACUUACGGGGAAAACGGCGGAGAAGAGGCUAAAACAAAGUAUAGAGAAAGAUCUUGAGCUAGUAUAUGUUGCUCAAUCAUGUUUAUCAUGGGAGGCUCUUCAGCAUCAGUACAUUACAUUGAAAGAGAGUUUAAAAUCCGAUGAUUCAAAAGGCGGGUUCUAUAACGAUAAUAUCUCUAAAGAACUUCAGAAGUUUCAGGUUUUAUUAGAGAGAUUCUUGGAAGAUGAAAGGUGUGAAGGAAAAAGGGUCUUGAGCUUUGUUCAAAGAAGAUUUGACCUCAUACGCUUCUUUCAAGUCCCAAGACUUUCA